This is a messenger RNA of Kwoniella shivajii, 2436 nucleotides long. RefSeq lists its product as uncharacterized. The transcript is spliced from 16 exons. Bases 1 to 2436 code for a protein of 811 amino acids. NCBI's taxonomy places the organism in Eukaryota, Fungi, Basidiomycota, Tremellomycetes, Tremellales, Cryptococcaceae. Gene Ontology annotation, molecular function: DNA-binding transcription factor activity, RNA polymerase II-specific; zinc ion binding; DNA binding. Gene Ontology annotation, biological process: DNA-templated transcription; regulation of DNA-templated transcription. The record is from RefSeq and is a predicted model, not a curated record.
AUGCCUAGAGUCCCAUCGCUGUCACCGACGAAUUCGCGUCGCAUGUCGAAUUCAGUUCCCACCGGACCGUCGCAACACGUCUUUGUAGUUAGUAAAUACCUCGCUGGACCUUCUCAUGGUCCAGAUUCGGGCUCGGGUAAUAAUGGGGAUGUCCAUGCUAGUGUGGCCAGUAUGGUGGAAGCUUUGAAUAAGAAACAACCACCUAGCUGUGAUGCCUGUAGAACCAGGAAAUUGAAAUGCGCAGGGAGACCAGCUGUAAUUGAACUCGGAGCAGAAGCAACCGCUACAGUACCAUGUGAACAUUGUCGAGAAUGGAAUCUUGAUUGCUCAUAUCUAUAUCAGCGGAAGAGGCGGGGUCGCAAGAAUCGUGUGGUGGAAAGAUUGGCAGAAGAACAAAGAGCCAGAAGAAAAUCGCAAGGAGGAGGCGAUGUCCUCUCUGGUCAGAUUCGACCAAACACAGGAGGGUCAAGCAGCUCCGAGGAAGAAGGGUCAAUUCAUAGAGAGAACUCUAACAACGGUGCUACGCGAGAAAGCUUGAUUGACAAUAAUCGAAGAGAGAGCUUCAAUGCAGGAGGUUUUCCUACUUUGGAAAAUGGCUAUGGCAAUAACGGUCAUCGUUCGAAUGCACAAUAUUCGCGCGAACAGCCUCCUCAUCCGCCCCCACAAUUGCCUUCACGGCCAGCGCAACAACAACAACAACAACAACAACAACGUUCAGAACCGAAUCCAGAACCUUCACCUUUCAUACCCAUUCCUCAGCUAUAUCAUCAUAACUCCCAAGCUAUAAUACCGAACAAUCCAACUCAUCAUUCACCCCGUCCAUAUUACCCUUCUCCACCUGAUUACUCUCAUCACACACAUACGCAACCCCCUCCUGCAAUCCCACCGCGAAGCUUCUCAUAUCAUGAACCGAAUCACAACCAUGCUAUUCCUCCGCAUCAAAUACAUCAAGCUCCUACUUCCAUUCCUUCGGUGCCAUCUGUCGCUUCUCAAGAUUUCGCAAAUUCCGCUCAUGCACCAAUGUCAGCUAUCAAUUCUACUUCGCCAAAUAACGAAGUUUCGCCAUCAGUGGCACUAAGCGAAGCUUCAAUACCGCCUUCGAUAUCUAUAGAAGCAGUCUUACCUCGAGAAAUGGCUAUGAACACGAUACGACUCUGGUUUGACCACGUUCAUUGCAUCAUACCAAUGAUACAUCGUCCAUCGUUCAUGGCUGAUUUAUCCACGCAUGAAGAAGAGAAAAGACCGAUGUUCUUUGCUUUGAUAAUGGCUAUGAUCGCUACGACGCUAAUACAUGUUCCGAAAUCGUACUUCGGCAUGUCAGCAGAAAGUACGAGACGUCUAUCGGAUAAAUGCUUGAAAGCGUGUUACGCCGUGACUAGAAGGGAGAUGGAUAAUCCUAAUUUGGAUCUAAUCUGCAUCAAGUACAUGGCUUUCAUCAUUCACAAUAAACACGGCAAUGUCGGUUUAGAAGCCGCCGCUUUUGGGGAGACUCAGUAUCUAGCUAUAAGUCUCGGUUUGCAUCGAGAGGACACGUAUUACAAUCUGGAUCCUAUAGAAUCUGAGAGACGGCGACGAGCAUGGUUCUUGAUAUAUAACGCGGACAAGUUUGAGGCUGUAGCAAGAGCGAAGCCUGUACUUCUUCGUCCGGAUGAGUUCUUGGGUCCAGAAGCUACCAAUUUCCCCACGGAAUUGGAUGACAAAUCAAUCACCAAACAUGGAUAUUUACCGAAUUCUAUUCCAGUACCGCUAAUAACAGGAUUCAAUAUAUUGACCAGGAUCGUAACAAUUCUCGGAGAUAUCCUGGUGCAUGAAAGGGAUAUAAGAAGGAGACCACCCAAAGACCCGGAGGAAUUGUUAACGGCUCUAAGGCAGGUUAGACAGCUUCAACAACGAAUAAAAGUCAUAGCGGACAAACUACCUAGACCUUUCCAACUCGAGGUGGGCUCAGGCGAUGUUUUGCCGGCUCCAGGAUGGGAAGACGCUAUUCGAGAUGAACUUGACUUGUUUUUCUCCGAUCCGAUGUCAUCAGAAACAGCAAAGGAUGGAUACCUAGUUCUCAAGGCUAAUAUACAUGUCACAUUGGCUAUGACUAGGCUCAGAUUGAUUCUCCAUCGGGAAGAUCUCUUGAAUAGGAGUGGUCAAGCUGGAACCCCGAGCCGAAAUGCGGCAGAACUAGUCGCGGCAGAUUUGGGUGAAAAUGUAGAUUGGAGACAUGCAGUAUAUCAAGAUCUUUUCAAAGCAGUUCAUGGGAUACCAAUACAAGCACUCGCUGCAAAUGGGCCAUCCCUUGUCACCAAGAUACGGGUAGUAGCCGUAACUUUACUAGACGCAUUACCGGCUCAAGAUCAGAUUGAUCCCAAUGUUCAGGGUAUAGCGGCCUAUCUUUUGGAUUUCUUAAAUAUAAUGAGUAGUAUUGAGAGUCAGUUUGCCGACUAA